AUGGGCGUGGGAUUACCGUUUACCCCGUCUAGGGCCAUUCUUUCGCUCCUUAUUACCUUUUUGGUCUUUUAUUGCCUUUGGAGCAGCCCAUCUUACGGUCGCCGCAACAUCCCAUAUGUUCCCAGCAGUUAUGACUGGAGCCAGCACGUCCACAAGCAGCCCGUGAGCCCCUCUGGGCGGGUUGGUCUGCCCCGUGGCAUCCCUCUCGAAUUACCCCGGAUUCAGCAUGAUUUCUCGGCCGGCGACCUCAGGAAACGAGACCUCGACACGGCCAAGCAACGGCGAGACGAGAUCAAGCGUGCUUUCCGAAAGACUUGGACUGCGUAUGAAAAACACGCAUGGGGUCGGGAUGAAUUGGCGCCGCUUACUUUGGACGGGCGCGAUACCUUUAGCGGAUGGGCUGCCACCAUCGUCGACAACCUCGAUACCUUGUGGAUCAUGGGUAUGAAGAAAGAGUUUUACAAGGCUGUUGGUUAUGUUGCACAGAUGGAUUGGGAUCAACCUACCAGUGACGGAUUCAACGUCUUUGAGACCACGAUUAGGCAUCUCGGAGGUUUGCUGUCAGCAUACGAGCUCAGCGGGGAGGGCGUCUUGUUGAGAAAGGCGGUUGAGCUGGGCGAUCUGUUGUACGCAACAUUCGACAACUCGGAGCAUAUGCCACCACACACCAUCAAAUUUCGCCAUCUCAAAAAAGGUGAAGGUCAUCCGGAGCCCAGGCAAAGCACUGCCAGUCUGGGAAGCAUGAGUUUGGAGUUUACUCGUCUUGCGCAGCGAACUGGCGACGCCCGGUACUAUGACGCUAUCGAUCGGAUUACCCAGGCCUUUAAGCGGACACAGAACGAGACGUCUCUUCCUGGCCUGUGGCCACUCCGGAUCGAUGCGUGGAAUGGAUUCAAAGUGAACGACGACACAUUUGGGUUUGGUGCGAAUGGGGAUUCUCUGUAUGAGUAUCUUAUCAAGGAAUAUGUCUUGUUGCAGGGACUGGAGCCCAAGUACAAGGACAUGUACCUCGAUGCUGCCGAUGCAGGCAUGAAGCAUUUGAUCUUCCGACCGAUGCUGCCAGACAAAGACGACAUUCUCAUGCUGGGAGAGGCUAGCUUGUUCAGAGAAAAGGUGAGGUUGAAGACGGACGUUGAGCAUCUGACUUGUUUCGCUGGAGGUAUGUAUGCCCUCGGAGGCAAGGUCCUUGGACGGGAUGACCACGUCGUCGUCGGCGAAAAGCUGGCUCGCGGGUGCGCCCGCGCAUAUGCUGCGUAUCCCUCCGGCCUCAUGCCCGAAAUUGUCAACCUCCAAGCCUGUCCAAGCUGGGAACCCUGCGAAUUCGCACCGCGAUCGAAAAAGGAGCCCCUAGGUUUCCAAGCCCGCGACAGGGCAUACCUCCUCCGCCCGGAAGCCAUCGAAAGCAUCUUUAUCCUCUACCGCAUCACUGGCAACCAAGAGUUCCGCGACAUUGCGUGGACCAUGUGGACGGCGAUCCGGAACGCUGCCGAGACGAGCGAGGCGUUUGCGGCGGUUGAGGACGUGACGAGGGAGGAUGUGAAGCUCAAGGAUUACAUGGAGAGCUUCUGGCUGGCCGAGACGCUCAAGUACUUCUUCCUCAUCUUUUCCGACGAGGAUGUUAUUAGUCUGGAUGAGUGGGUGUUUAACACGGAGGCUCACCCGCUGAUGAGGACGGCUGUUGGAAAUUCUAGAAGGUCAAGAUAA
Messenger RNA from Fusarium keratoplasticum, 1704 nucleotides. RefSeq names its product Alpha-1,2-Mannosidase. Gene Ontology annotation, biological process: carbohydrate metabolic process; N-glycan processing. Gene Ontology annotation, cellular component: Golgi membrane; endoplasmic reticulum. Lineage: Eukaryota; Fungi; Ascomycota; Sordariomycetes; Hypocreales; Nectriaceae. The coding region runs from base 1 to 1704 and encodes 567 amino acids. The transcript has a single exon. The record is from RefSeq and is a predicted model, not a curated record. Gene Ontology annotation, molecular function: mannosyl-oligosaccharide 1,2-alpha-mannosidase activity; calcium ion binding.